Messenger RNA from Macroventuria anomochaeta, 1897 nucleotides. RefSeq lists its product as uncharacterized. The record is from RefSeq and is a predicted model, not a curated record. The coding region runs from base 5 to 1720 and encodes 571 amino acids. The transcript has 2 exons. Gene Ontology annotation, molecular function: Hsp90 protein binding. NCBI's taxonomy places the organism in Eukaryota, Fungi, Ascomycota, Dothideomycetes, Pleosporales, Didymellaceae.
CACCAUGCCUACGACGAUGUCGCCGGAGGAAUAUCAGGAGCUCGGCCGCCGCUACUACAAGCGCAAGCAGCUCGACAAAGCCCUAGAAACCUUCAAUGAUGCCAUCAACGCAACGCCCACGCUCAGCCUGCACGACUACCGCGCCGCGUGCUAUGACAAGCUCGGAGACUACAAUGCCGCCGUGAAGGAUGGACGCGCCAUGAUCAAGCUGGACAAGCAAGAUGUUCGGGGCUAUCUGCGCACUACCAGUGUCUUGGAGAAGUCUGGGAAGCCUGAGAUUGCGCUUGGGAUCUACAAAUACGGCAUGAAGAACGUCCCGGUGGAGGAUAAGAACUUUAAGCUUCUCCAACAGCUUCACGAUAAGCUCGCCCGCAAGCUCUCGCCCGCCAAAGCCGUCGAUCCAUUCACUAUCCUCCCCGUCGAAAUCGCCGAGAUGAUCGUCGAAUACCUCACCUUUCAGAACAUGCUCAACUGCAUGCGCAUUAGCAGAGGAUGGCGUGACUAUCUCCAGAAGCUGCCUCGCCUGUGGCUGCACCUCGACAUGUCGGAGGCAAAGAGACCUGUUCCUCGCAGCUUUGUCGACAAAGCAGUCCGUCGCUCACAGUAUCGCCUCGAGCGGCUCACAUUGCACCGAUUCCAGCAUAUGGACGUGGUGCAGAAUAUUGUGCGAGCAUGUAAGAGCCUGGAGGACAUCAGCAUACUAUCGCUGCCCCUAAAGACUGCAGAAUCGCUGAUAGGCAUCGUGCAAUCGUCGCACAACCUUAAGCGCAUCACCAUCCACUCUGAUAUAACGACGAAUACCUCCACGCAGAUAUUACGCUUUGGACCAAGCCUGGAGACAGUCGACUACAGAUCACUGCAGACGUAUCGGUAUCAGGCAGAUUGGACAGGCCCAUUUCCAAAUCUCAAGUACCUGCGGGUUACUACGCCGAUGUGUCCGAGUACGCUACAGCUAGACCUAGCCCAGCUUUUCGCACUGACUACCUCCCUGCGUACCCUUGUUUUGACAGACAUGACGGGAUCGCUCCCCGAUAACCUCCAGCAUCUGCCGCUGAAGACCCUCACUCUCAAGCGCGUCGGACUCAGCAGACUCCCUAUCCUUCCCUCCACACUGGAGCACCUAACCGUCGAAGUCUCGACACAAACCAGCGUUGGAGCGUAUCAACCUGAAGCUCUGGCCAGCUCCCUUCCUAAACUAACACACCUCACUCUCUCCGGCCUCUCCGGCUUCAACGCUGACUUCUUCUCCGACCUCCUCGACCUCCACCACUCCGACGUCCACCCUAGCAACUUCGAACACCCCAAACGCAUGACCGGCACGCCGCUCCAGCACCUCUCCCUCGCCGGCACCCUCGACCCAGACGACCGCGGCCUCUUCCGCGCACCCGCCCACGUACUAUCUACCUCCCCACGCAUCCUCACACCAAGCCUCUCCUCCCUCACCCUCCACGACCUCCCCGUCAACGACGACGAAAUCGAAGCCUUCCUCACCCACCCAACGGGCCUGACUGCCAUCGACCUGUCCGGAUUGAAGGUCACAGGCGCUAGUAUCAAGAUGUUGACUGAUGGCCUGCGCACACUGAAGGCUGUCAGGGUGGACAAUUGUGCGGCGAUUGUGGGCAGGGAUGCAAUUGCUUAUGCGGAGAGGAGGGGUGUGAGUGUUCAAUGCGCAACGGGUUCUGCGCUGACCGGGAAGGGGCGGAGGGUCAGAGAAGGGUGAUGCCAAACGUAACUAGGGUACUAUGGAUUUCGAAACAGAGUGUUACAAAAUCAAUUGGGUGAAUGCCUCCAGCCCUGUGUCGAGGACUGAGGAUUGCGAAGGGUUUCCAAUUUCGCUGCUCUGGACCUCACCCUCGAGGCAGCCAGAACCACCAACUCUCAACCAACACCCUAGAGG